Striga hermonthica is the source of this 849-nucleotide messenger RNA. The record is from the annotation of a GenBank genome assembly. Lineage: Eukaryota; Viridiplantae; Streptophyta; Magnoliopsida; Lamiales; Orobanchaceae.
AUGGUGUUCAAACUCACAGCUAAAACACCCCUCGUUUGGCCAUCCCCUAAACUUUCCGCAAUCCCACACCGUAAAAGGAAAUGUGUUUUCAAGAUUCUUUGCUGCGAGAAGAAUGUUUCUUCUUCUGAUUCUACGAAUGAGAACAAAUUUGGGUUCAAGCUGGUGAGCCAGGCACUGGGUGAUAAGAAUUGGAAAUUCAACGAUAUUGAUGCCCCAGUUGAAUUUCUUGCAAUCGGGCUUAUUUUAAUGGUUGUGAUGAAUGGGCUGACUGGGCAGAAAAUGCAGAAAAUAUUUAAGGCUCUUGUCCCUGAAUCUGUAUAUAAUGAUCCGCGUAAUUUGGUGGAAUAUUGUUGCUUCAGGUUUUUGUCAAGGAACAGUACUGAUGUUCAUCCGAGCCUCAAGGAACCUGCAUUUCAGAGACUAGCUUUCAUCACCAUGCUUGCAUGGCAGAAUCCGCACAGAAAAGGAAAAGAUAGUAGGGUUAAGUCGCUUGAUAAAAAUACAUUCCAUAGGAAGCUUGUGGGUGAAGAGGCAUUCAUUCGCAUUGUGCCAGCUGUGGCUGGGGUGGCCGAUAUUCCCACUGUACAUAAUCUUUUUAAAGCUCUUGCUGGUGAUGAGAAUGGCAUCUCGUUUUCUGUAUGGUCGACAUAUAUUAACGAACUUAUCAAAGUGCAUGAAGGUCGGAGUUCUUACCAAUCUCAGGAGUUCUUGUCGAAUCAUUCCGAGGAGAAAAUUCUAUGUCUUGGUUCUAGCCGAAAGCAGCCUGUAAUAAAAUGGGAAAAGAACAUGGCAUGGCCAGGGAAGCUUACUUUGACUGACAAGGCACUUUACUUUGAGGUAUUAUGGUGA